AUGACAACAUCUUAUUAUGACUCGUCUGCGAAACUGCAGAAGCCACGAGUUUCUCGCCAUGGCAGGCAGAUGCACCUCAACUACGAAUGCCCACACCGUUUGAACGUCACCAAAAUCUACCCUGUUCAGAGCCCGCGAGGUGCUGACAUUAUCGUGUCCGGAUAUGACGACGGCCUUCACAUCCUUUGGAGAGGCGGCAGGCCACUGUCGGCUACCUCGCGCGCCGUCACGGAGCGCGUAACUGAAAUAUCAGGCUCACAUACAAAGCACAUGGAAUGGAACCUGCCCAUAGACAUGCACAAAGAUACAGUCAUCGAAGACAUCCCGGCCAAGGACAAGCCGCGUUACGAGGCCGAAGAUGAAGAGCUGGACGAAGACGAGCCGUACCCAUCGUUCGCCCAAGAGCUGAAACUGUCCUUUGGCAGUCCGGUCAUACACCUGGCCCUGCCAAACAUCCCUCAGCCCUCUACCACGCUGCAAUCAAAGACACAGAUACCCCUCAUAGUCAAGCAACGUAUCGUCCUGGUCGUGGCCUGCGCAGAUGCGUCAGUGCGUCUGAUCACACUGCCUCUGACCCCUCCAUCAGCGACCACUAAACGAAAUGGUCGCCUGGGUGCUCAGAUCUGUGAACUCAGCCCAUCGGCUUCCUCUUCAGCUAUGGCCAGAGACAUUGCCCUAACGUGGACAAGCAGCUCCGCCUUGCCUGUCGCCGGCGAUCACAUGGACCUCGACCGACCGCAGCAACAGUCCGCUGCAGACAAUGAAAGGCUUGAUCUGCUUGUCGCUUCAUCGACCUCGGCUCAUCUCGAGACUCUCACCUUCUACCGCAUUCCCAUCGCUUUCAACGAUUUGACGGGCGGCACAAUCCCCAAAGCCGUUGUGCCUUUCCACGCAGUACCUCUAUCUUCCUCUUCACAAUGUCUGCGCUUCAGCACCGCUCAAUACCCCUCCCGCCAGCAUUCGCGCCUUCUUGUUGCCGAUGUCAAGGGGACCUUGAAGAUCUACGACCCACUCGCACCUAAAGGCCGUCCGUCAUCUCGCGCUUCCACGGCCGACACACCUGUCGCGACGGGUGCAUGGAUAUCGGCUUUCAACACUGCCUUCCAAAUGCCCAAGGGAGCCACAAGCAAUUUCCCUGGCCUUGCUCAAAGAAGAAAGAUUGUCGAUGUCGCUUGGAUCUCUGGUGCUAGGGCUGCUUUGGUUCUGUUGGAUCGUGGUGAAUGGGGAGUGUGGGACAUUGACGCUGUCACACAGAAAAAGAUGAACACAUUCGCUAUCCAAGGCUUCAUCGGUAGUGCAGAUGCUGCGCCUGCAACAGAACUCAAGUCUAGGUCCACUCAAGGUCUUGCACCAUCAACGCCCAAUACGCGUCAGCAACGACAAGAAUCUCUCUUUGGCGCUACGAAGUCUGCUGCGUCAGCAACGACCACAGCCAGGGGCGGCGUGUGUGCAGUCGCGACUUCUGGUAGCCAUGGAUCGCUUGAUGAUUCAAUCGUCUUGUGGUAUGGUAGUGACGCAUACCACAUCUCGAGCCUUGCCUCUCUCUGGCAGCGUAGCCUCAACAGUAGCGGUAAGGAUAUUGGAUCUCUUUAUGGACCAGGAAUUUCGCACAUUGAAGGCUUGGACCUUUCUGGUGAGAUCCUCAAUGGCGUCACACAAUUCCCUGUUCGCUCUACAGCACUCAAUCUGGGCGCCAUAUCACAGCGUGACUUUGCCGUCGCUGGCGAGUACCGUCUUAUCAUAGUCCAGUCGAUGCGCCCACAGACACCUGCCAAGUCAAUUUUCGCACAAGCAACAGCCGGAGCAGGUAAUGGUGCCAGCGUCUUUGACCAGCAACUACUAGACCGUGGAGAGCUGGAUCUUGGUGGCAUGGAUCGUCUUCUCGAUAACAUGGGUACCAGGACCAACGGUUUCGCGCCAGCAGCGACCAAGAAAAGAGUUGGAUUCGCCGGUUAG
Aureobasidium subglaciale EXF-2481 is the source of this 1956-nucleotide messenger RNA. RefSeq lists its product as uncharacterized. The coding region runs from base 1 to 1956 and encodes 651 amino acids. Gene Ontology annotation, molecular function: protein binding. The transcript has 2 exons. The record is from RefSeq and is a predicted model, not a curated record. NCBI's taxonomy places the organism in Eukaryota, Fungi, Ascomycota, Dothideomycetes, Dothideales, Saccotheciaceae.